Molecule: messenger RNA, 2154 nt
Organism: Cajanus cajan (pigeon pea)
Lineage: Eukaryota; Viridiplantae; Streptophyta; Magnoliopsida; Fabales; Fabaceae
Product: indole-3-acetic acid-amido synthetase GH3.5
Cellular component (GO): cytoplasm
Molecular function (GO): indole-3-acetic acid amido synthetase activity
Source: RefSeq, a predicted model, not a curated record
CUCAUUCCUUUCACCUCACUACCAACACCAAUAACACCUCCUCCUCCUUCCUAAACAAUCUCAAACACUUGGUAUUUUUCUUUUCUCUCUGUGUUUCGCGUUGUUUGACAACACAAAGCACAUAGCAUCAUCAUGCCCGAGGCUCCCAGAGACGACGGCUACGAACUGGCAGAGAAGAACAAGAAGAUUCUGGACUUCAUAGAGGACGUGACUGCGAACGCAGACCAAGUCCAGCAGAACGUGCUUGGUGAAAUUCUGUCCCGCAAUGCAAACGUUGAAUACCUGCGACGACACCGUCUCAAUGGCCAAACGGACCGUGACACGUUCAAGAAGCUUCUUCCGGUCAUCACCUACGAGGAUGUCCAACCUGACAUUAACCGCAUCGCCAAUGGUGACACCUCCCCAAUCCUAACCUCCAAACCCAUCACUGAAUUUCUCACCAGCUCUGGUACAUCAGGUGGUGAGAGAAAGCUGAUGCCAACAAUCGAAGAGGAGCUAGGGAGGCGAUGUUUUCUGUAUAGCCUAUUGAUGCCAAUAAUGAGCCAGUUCGUGGGAGACCUAGAAAAGGGCAAAGGAAUGUACCUAUUGUUCACAAAAUCCGAGUCCAAAACCCCCGCAGGGAUCGUGGCACGCCCCGUCCUCACAAGCUACUACAAGAGCCCUUACUUUAGGGACAGACCCUUCGACCCAUACACAAACUACACAAGCCCAAACGACACCGUUCUCUGCCCCGACUCCUACCAAAGCAUGUACUCCCAGCUCCUCUGCGGCCUCAUCCAAAACCAACACGUGUUCCGCGUGGGAGCCAUCUUCGCCUCGGGAUUCAUCCGCGCCAUCCGCUUCCUGGAGAAACACUGGACCCUACUCUGCCACGACAUCCGAACGGGCACCCUUGACCCUCUGAUCACGGACCCUCCCGUGCGAGAGGCUGUCAUGAGGAUCCUGAAGGCUGAUCCGGCGCUGGCGGAGUUGGUCCACAGGGAGUGCAGCAAGGGGUGCUGGCAGGGGAUCAUUACCCGCCUCUGGCCCAAUACCAAGUAUGUGGACGUUAUUGUGACGGGGACUAUGGCACAGUACAUUCCCACUUUGGAUUACUAUAGCAAUGGCCUCCCACUUGUGUGCACCAUGUACGCUUCUAGUGAGUGUUACUUUGGUGUCAACCUCAACCCCCUUUGCAAACCCGCACAUGUCUCUUACACGCUCAUCCCCACCAUGUGCUACUACGAGUUCUUACCCGUCAACCGCUCCGACCACCUCGCUCCCACUUCGCUCAAUCACUCCCAACAACAACAAUUGCUCGACCUUGUUGAUGUCAAACUCGGCCACGAGUAUGAGCUCGUUGUUACAACUCAUGCUGGACUCUACAGGUACAGAGUGGGAGACAUACUGAGGGUGUCAGGGUUCAAGAACAAGGCCCCUCAGUUCAGCUUCGUUUGCAGGAAGAACGUUGUCCUGAGCAUAGACUCCGACAAGACGGACGAGGUGGAGCUUCAGAACGCAAUGAAGAACGCUGUGACACACUUGGUGCCCUUCGAUGCACACGUGGCGGAAUACACAAGCUACGCAGACACCACAACGAUCCCGGGGCACUACGUGUUAUACUGGGAGCUAAACUUGAAAGGGUCAACUCCUAUUCCACCCUGCGUGUACGAGGAUUGUUGCCUAACCCUCGAGGAGUCACUCAACAGCGUCUAUCGCCAAGGACGCGUGUCCGACAAAUCAAUAGGACCCCUUGAGAUCAAGAUUGUGGAACAUGGAACCUUUGACAAACUCAUGGACUAUGCCAUUAGCUUAGGUGCUUCGAUUAACCAGUACAAGGCACCAAGGUGUGUCAAGUUUGCUCCCAUUGUGGAAUUGCUGAACUCCAGGGUAACGUCCAACUAUUUCAGUCCAAAGUGUCCUAAGUGGGUUCCGGGACACAAACAGUGGAUCCAUCAGAGUUGAACAAUCCAAUAAACAUGCACAUUAUAUUAUAUUAUAUGUAUUUGGUUCGUAAUUAACUUUUCAUGCAUGGGGACAUGUUAGGGAAAAGUUAAUUAAUUACUUAGGUCAAGUCUAUGUUUUAAGUCGCGUAAUAUUGCAUAUAUACUCAUUUAUAACAACCCUCCACUGUAAAAUUUUAUCCCCUUGAAUAUAUAGCACUCUUUUUUCUUC